AUGUCACCACCCGUCGGCAGGUCUGGGCUCACGUCUUCCAAGAAGCCAGGACCAUCUUCGGCGUAUCAGCCACGGCCGUUGAUGUCCGGGAUGACGACGAUGCUCCCUGAUGAACCAUCAAGUAAAGGCACUGCUCCCAAGCCCAGGCCCAGCGGUUACAUUCCAGUGCCAUCUUCUAAUCCCAAAAUCAUCACUGCUGAUAUGGAAAAGAUCUCGAGAUCCUCAAGCAAAGAAAGACAUGCGCCUAGCUUUUCUGGUCAAGGUCGUCCAGCAAUGACUCCAUCCAUCAACAAGAUUCCUCAAGCCGUAUCGUCGUUCCAACAGCCUCCAACAACGGUACCGCUGGGACCCUUCAGUGGGUUAUCCGCUGGAAAAAAGACGGUCAAUUUUCCUGAGAUUUUGGAAGAGUCAAUUCCUGAGCUCCCCAAUGCGUCUGACCUACCAUUACCGAAGCUGAAGGAUGGAAAACAGAGGUCAAUCGCCGUUUCAACAUUGUCCAGACAUCUUUUAAAGGGCGGGGAAAAGUCCAGCCCUCCUGAGCACCGAGAUAAAGACCACCCCAAGGCUUCGCUCGAGAAUGCAACUAAGCCCAAAUUCAAGUCCGAGGAUGCAGAUGAGGCAAAUGGUGAGACGACUUCUCAUGCCGAAUCCCCAUCUGGAUUGAAGAGCCCUCCUUCUGUUUCACGAUCGAGAGUUCCAUCCCCUGAAACCAUUACUGUCGACCAGAAGCCCUCACUGGAACCUGAGCCAAGAUCCAAGUCUGAUGAUGCCGAGGAGUUCGACGCUCAUCCAAGCACUCCCUCGGGUUCCGAGUCAGGCUCAAAGGGUCCUCCUCCUAAUCCCCAUACGACGGCCCCAUCACCCAGAGUCAUUUACGUCGGUCCCGGGCCUUCUAUACGCCAAGAGACGGGAUCAUUGAGCCAUACUGGGAAGCACAGGCAGCCUAGAGCCCCCAGCACGCUGAAAAGCUUCUCGGGGGCAAACCCAAGAAGCAGAAUGUCUAGCUUCAGCGCUGCGGGUCAUACACAACCAGGUAAGCCUUACAACUGCUGA
Molecule: messenger RNA, 1053 nt
Organism: Colletotrichum orchidophilum
Lineage: Eukaryota; Fungi; Ascomycota; Sordariomycetes; Glomerellales; Glomerellaceae
Exons: 1
Coding region: 1-1053 (350 amino acids)
Source: RefSeq, a predicted model, not a curated record